Molecule: messenger RNA, 1624 nt
Organism: Scleropages formosus (Asian bonytongue)
Lineage: Eukaryota; Metazoa; Chordata; Actinopteri; Osteoglossiformes; Osteoglossidae
Product: ligand-dependent corepressor
Biological process (GO): regulation of transcription by RNA polymerase II
Cellular component (GO): nucleus
Molecular function (GO): DNA binding
Source: RefSeq, a predicted model, not a curated record
AAUGGCGAGUCUGUGCAAGCGGCAGCAAUGCACGAUCGAGAGGCGCGGCUUUCGGCAGGAACUUGACUCGUGGCGGCACAAGCUCAUUCACUGUGUGGGGUUUGAAAGCAUCUUGGAGGGACUGUUUGGGCCGGGACUCAUAAAAGAUCUUACCCUGUUUCAAGAUUGCGAGCCUGAAGGAGUGUCAGACUGGUCGUUCGAUGAAAAUUGUCUUUUCUGCUGCUUAGACGAGAGAAAGUCAAGGCAGUUCGCUGCUGAAUAUACCUCAAAAACCAGCUCUUCUCAGGACCCCCCCCCAGCCCAACGGCCCAAGGACCAAAGCCCGCCAAAAGCGGCCCCCCUGGCCGCGACCUGCCUGCCGCUGCUAGACACCGCUGCCGUGCCGCUGCUAACCACGCUGCCGGUCGCUGCCUCUGCACAGAACCCCGUCCUCAGCAAGCUUCUCAUGGCUGACCAGGACUCCCCGCUGGACCUCACCAUCAAGAAGCCAGAUGUGGAAUCCCUGGACCAAGAUGGUGUGCUUGACCUUUCAACCAAAAGGGUCACCACAGCAGGCGGUUCCUCGCUCAGAAACUCUCACGGCUGCUCGACGCCACCCGUAGCGAAAGGGCGUCCCGUGAGAGCUGACCACAACUUUCGAGACGGAGACGAGGACGGGCCACCCCCGAGAAGCUUUCAGGACGGGACGAGGGAGACUUACGGCAACCCCAGCCCUCCCAAGCCCCCCCUAGCUCGCUCGCUGCUGAUUAAGGAGGAGCUGCUGGCCCAGCAGCAGCAUCGCCGGCUUCAGACCGGGUUCCCGCUGGCCGCAUCAAAUCACGGGCAGCCCUCCCCCCCCAGGGAUGGCUCCUCUUGGAGAAAGCCUCACCUGGAUGGCCUGCUGAAGCUGAAGGCAAGCGGUGCGCUUAGCGACCUGAAGGACCUGCCAUUGUUCCUGGAAGGCUCCGGUGCGUCCCCAGCAAAGGGCACCAGCAGCCAGGCAAAGUCGCAGGAGUCCAGGAAGGAUCACGGCCACUCGCCACCCGUCGACCUGAAGAUCCCGCAGGUGCGGGGCAUGGACCUGUCCUGGGAUUCGCACGCAUCCGACCUCUUUGGCUACGGCUCCCUGGUGGUGGCGCCCCACAGCGAGAACGCGCUGAGCAAGAAGCUGCGGGCUAUCUUGCCCAAACAGAACAGGCGUAGCAUUCUGGAAGGGGCCUCAGACUUCUGGGGCUCUGACGUGGAGCAGUCCACCUCCGGGCAGCAGUACCCAACCUCCGAUCCAGAAGGUGAUCCUGGCUCAAAACAGCCCCGCAAGAAGAGGGGCCGCUACCGGCAGUACAACAGCGAGAUUCUGGAGGAGGCCAUCUCGGUGGUAAUGAACGGCAAGAUGAGCGUGUCCAAGGCGCAGAACAUCUAUGGUAUCCCUCACAGCACGCUGGAGUACAAGGUGAAGGAGCGCCUGGGCACGCUGAAGAACCCGCCAAAGAAAAAAAUGAAAUUGAUGCGGAUGGAAGGUCAGGAUUCGUCAGCUGAGGCAGAUCCCGCCCCCAGGGAGGAAGGAUCACGGGGCCCCAGCGAGUCAAAAGACGAGUAAAAGCAAAAAAAAAAAAAAGGAGGAAAAAAGAGGAAAAGGAAAAAAGAU